This is a messenger RNA of Schizosaccharomyces octosporus yFS286, 754 nucleotides long. RefSeq names its product DNA-directed RNA polymerase I complex subunit Ker1. The record is from RefSeq and is a predicted model, not a curated record. The coding region runs from base 102 to 542 and encodes 146 amino acids. The transcript has a single exon. NCBI's taxonomy places the organism in Eukaryota, Fungi, Ascomycota, Schizosaccharomycetes, Schizosaccharomycetales, Schizosaccharomycetaceae.
AACAGAAGCUUUUCUUUACCAUUGUAUUCCUACAAAAAAGCCUUUUCCAGGCUCCAAAGGACAGAAUUCUUUCCCAAGUAUAAAAACUAAAUAGAUUGAAAAUGACUACAGACUGUCCUCCUACCAUUGCUUUAAGAAAGACUACGAAACUCGACAAAGAUCAAUCAUUAAACUUUUUAGAAGGAUACGUUCGAAAGAUUGAGCAAUUUCAAGAUGAGAAGUCAGGAAGCGAAAGCGUUUUAUCACAAUUGACUCGAGUUUUAAUGUAUCUGAGAGGUGAAGAUGUACCUCUCCUUGCUAGCAAUCCAGUCAACGAGAUUCCAUCAACGAAAGAAGUCGACGAAGAAACACCUAGCAAACAAGAAGAAGCACCUUCAAAGAAACAUAGUCGUGAAGAAGAUACAUCUGCCUUAUCAAAAGAGGAGCGUAAACGUUUGAAGAAAGAGCAGAAGAAGUUAGCACGAAGAGAGAAGGAAGAAUCUCGUAAAGCAGGUCAAGAAAAAGAACAAAAAGAAGAUGAAAAUAAUCAAGAUGAUGAUUAAUCUCGUCUCUUCUUCGGCUCAUCAGGGUUCACCGGUAGUGUGGUAAACUGUUCUGCUUAAAAAAUAUAUUAUUUACUGGUUUUGGGAUGCUGCUCAUAUUUUGACUUGUAUUAGAACAAAAUAGAAUUUUUUUAUUAUUAUUUCAUAUUUCAUAAAAGUUCAGUUGCCAUUUUCAGAGCUGUAACAUUGUUACUGUUCCGAGCCGAUGAACG